Haliaeetus leucocephalus (bald eagle) is the source of this 951-nucleotide messenger RNA. It is a transcript of the gene NKIRAS1, whose product is annotated as NFKB inhibitor interacting Ras-like 1. The transcript is spliced from 4 exons. The coding region runs from base 177 to 752 and encodes 191 amino acids. The record is from RefSeq and is a predicted model, not a curated record. Gene Ontology annotation, biological process: canonical NF-kappaB signal transduction. NCBI's taxonomy places the organism in Eukaryota, Metazoa, Chordata, Aves, Accipitriformes, Accipitridae. Gene Ontology annotation, molecular function: GTP binding; GTPase activity.
UGUUUUCUGUCACCUGGUCCGUCAAAGCUAGGAACUUUCCGUGUGUGAAAUAAGAGGGAAGGAACCGCCAUUUUGUCGCGUUUCCAGAAGCCGUCCUGAUACCACCAGCUACCGCCGGGCCCGCAGCAAAACCACGAAGCCCGGGCUCGCCUGCUGACUCGGCCCUCUCGGGAAAGAUGGGAAAGGGCUACAAGGUGGUGGUUUGUGGAAUGGCCUCGGUGGGAAAGACUGCGAUUUUGGAGCAGCUUCUCUAUGGAAAGCAUACCGUUGGCUUAGAUGAAGGUGCCACAAUGGAAGAUGUGUAUUUGGCAUCGGUGGAGACAGACCGAGGCGUGAAGGAACAGUUAAGGCUUUAUGACACCAGGGGUCUGCAGGAGGGCAUAGAAUUGCCAAAGCACUAUUUCUCUGUCGCUGAUGGCUUCGUUCUCGUCUAUGCUGUGACCAGCCUCGAAGCUUUCCAAAGAGUUGAACUGCUCAAAAAGGAGAUCGACGUCUUUAGAGACAAAAAGGAGGUAACAGUUAUUGUCUUGGGAAACAAAACUGACCUCCUGGACCAAAGGCAAGUGGAAACAGAAGCAGCACAGCAAUGGGCAAGAGCUGAGAAAGUGAGACUGUGGGAAGUGACUGUGACAGAUCGGAAAACAUUGCUUGAGCCCUUCACCUUCUUAGCUAGCAAACUCUCCCAGUCCCAGAACAAAUCAACAUUUCCCUUGCCUGGAAGGAAGAGCAAAGGGAAUAACUGUGAUAACUAAGCUACCUUAGCAUUGUCUGCUGCUGCCAGGUCACAGCCUAAGUCCUUCCUGUGCCAUUUGCUUCUCACAGUUUCACUUAAAGCAAUAAUCUCAUUCAGCAAUAAAAUCAGCAAGCUUAUGGCUAAGAAGUAUCCUUCCUUCUCACAGACUUGGCUUGAGAAUGUCACUGGUGGUAAAAGCCUUAAAAAGCACUUCAUGG